AUGGUUGAAAGAUUGGUGGAGAAUCAUAAUAUUUGUGAUAACCAACAAGUGUUGAUCGAUGAAUGUGGUAGGAUGAAUAUGAAUAUUCUAAAUGAAGAGCAUGAAGGUCAAGAUAUUCUUCCUCCUGAUGUUUGGAAUAGCUUGUCCAUUAUUGGUGAAGUUGCUCAUAGGUUCAAGUACUUUUUUGUGGCAUAUGGAGCUUGGAUUCUUGGUUUCGCACAAAUGAGAAAAGUCAUAGUUGUUGAUGGGAUAAGUAAAUACGAUGGUGUGUUGUUGUCUUCUGUUGUACAGGAUGCGGAGAAUCAUAUUUUUCCGGUGGCAUUUUGCGUAGUAGACUCUGAAUGUGAUGCUUCCUAUCGAUAUUUUUUCGAGCGAUUGAAAAGUUUUAUAUUUGAUACCCCUGAAUUGUGCAUUAUCUCUGAUAGACAUCAAGAUAAGAGAUUUGGUCCUGUUGCCUCCACACAUGUUGAACGCAUAAGAUUUCACCGAUGGAGCAGGUCAUUCUUUCCCGGAAAUAGGCACAAUAUUAUGACGACAAAUAUUGCUGAGUCAGUUAACUCAAUAUUUCUUGAUGAAAGAGAAUAUCCCAUUACUGCUCUAUUUGAAGCAAUAAACAGGCGAUUUGCAGAAAAAUAUCAUGAGAAGCGUAUGAAAUUCAUAAAUGCACUGACCAUCUUCUUUCCUUCGAUAGAAAAAGACAUUGGAAAAAAUAUUAAUCUGGGGAAUAAACUAUUGAUCCAUCAAAUUACCAACUACAAGUAUAUUGUCACCGGCCAUAAUGAAGUUGCAACAGUUGAUUUGCUAGACAAAUCUUGUACUUGUAAAGUUUUUGACAUUUACAAAGUACCUUGUCCACAUGCUAUGACAAUGAUUCGAUGGAAAUAUGGUGAUGACUAUGGGAGACGCAUUUAUGAAUACUCUCCUUUGUAA
Molecule: messenger RNA, 930 nt
Organism: Solanum pennellii
Lineage: Eukaryota; Viridiplantae; Streptophyta; Magnoliopsida; Solanales; Solanaceae
Exons: 4
Coding region: 1-930 (309 amino acids)
Molecular function (GO): zinc ion binding
Source: RefSeq, a predicted model, not a curated record